Molecule: messenger RNA, 11359 nt
Organism: Aplysia californica (California sea hare)
Lineage: Eukaryota; Metazoa; Mollusca; Gastropoda; Aplysiida; Aplysiidae
Product: C-Maf-inducing protein
Molecular function (GO): protein binding
Source: RefSeq, a predicted model, not a curated record
GUGCUGUGCUCUAUGCUGGAGCUGGAGGUGGUGGAGGGCCACGACCUGCGCAUGCAGAUGAUCACCACCCUGCAGUCCACCACCGAGGGCAAGCGCAUGUAUGCACAGCUCUGUGAGCGACAGAUCGCCAUCAAAGAGAUGCAACAGAAGGGCGGGCCGAAGAAGCUGACACUGCCCAGCAAGUCGACGGACAUCGACCUGACCAAGAUGCUGAGCUCGGGCUCCUUUGGCAACCUGGAGUGUCUGAGUCUGGCCUUCACCCAGGUGACCAGUGCCUGUGCCAAUGACCUCAUCAAGCUGCCCUCGCUGCGAUACCUGAACCUCUGGUCCACUCAGCGAUUAAGAGUCUUCGCAAGUUGAAUCUGAACAGCACUAACUUGUCGGCACUAACAUUUGAAGGACUCAAGGAGAAGCUGCCAGCCCUACAGGAGUGCGACGUGCGCUACACAGAUGCCUGGUGAUGGAGCAGCACCCCCCCUGGACAACACAUGUGUCGUCUUAGGUGCACAGCACAUGUGUUGUCCCUACCAUACAGCACACAUUGUUGCUGUUAACACAGGAACAAAAACAAAAACUCUGUGCAGAUGUUAAGUCUCUGCUCCUGUCCACUGCCUUACUUUGUAUGCGUUUGUUUGUAUUUGCACUUGUUCUGGAACAGAAAGCAAGGAAGUGCUUUCGCGUUUAAAUUAUGAGAGAAAUUUUUUAAUCUACCACAAAAGGACAAAAAGAAAAAAAAAAAAAAACGCAAACAAAAAAUCAACCUGAAUAUCAAACAAGUGAACACGUUACUGUAUGGAUAUUUUGAUACACCCAAAUGAUCAAUGUUGACACUGACCAGCACUGUGGAGUUGUGUGUGAGAGGAACCAUGAUAUUGACGAUUCACUCAUCCACUCUUUUCUCGUCAAGAUCCGUUCAUGUUCACACGUGUCAUAUGUGUUCAUGGUGCCCUAGAAGACUGCAUCAUUUUCUCUUGUGUAUACAAGUGCCAACGUUGUGGCUAUUUCGUGACCUCUGACCUCUAGGGCGGCUCUGGGACUGUGCUGUGCUGCAGUAUGGAGUAUGAGGUUGUCAAGAGGUCAUUGUUUUACGACUAAUACUACUUCUACUUGUACAACUACAGCUACUAGUUCUAUGACCACUGCAGCCACCUAAUGUUUUCUUCAGAGUGUUCUGGAGGAUCAGUGGAUACGAUUCUUUAUGAUGCGCUGUUGGUGCCUGCAGAUUUGAUAAAGAGCUCCGCUUCAGGUCGCCUCCAACUGCAGCACUGACGACUCUUCUCAUUGCACAUGAUCUAUAAACAAUACUGAUUAUGACCAUCAUUGUGACAGUGUAUGUCUCUAGCAUCUGUGUGAGUACUGGAGAGGAGAAUUAUAAUUGUAUGGAUUAUUUCAGUGCUCCUUGUUUCCUUUUGACUGUUCUCAGCUCAUGAUGGUACGAAUAAAUAUAAAAUAUGACACAUGCAUAACAAAGGUGCUUGUGACUGUGUGAUUGGAUGUACUUGCGGAAAAAUUCGGGAAUAAUUCCACCAGGGGAGUUCACUUUCGGCUUUGUUCCUGCUCUGAAGAAUACAACAAAGGUGUCAGUUACUACGUUACAUGAAGGUGCUUUCCUUUCGUUCUGAUUGAGUAUGUCUGUAGUAGUCCAGGUGAACCAGCUUGAGAUUGAUGGUUGCUUAAGUUCAUGGUGUUUCACUAUGUGCUGGAAGGGAGCUCUGAUGACUCAGCUGCUGUCAUGCUGGACUGCCUUUCGGUAAAUUAGUCUGUUCGGAGGAGAUUUGAAGGUUUUCCACUGUGUGGAGUUUGAUCCUGUUGGAGAGGAAUGUUGGGUGAGAGGUGUUCCCUCUUGAGGAACCAGAACGUGUUCAGUUAAGGUGUUGAAAGUGGCAUGAAACAAGAGCUAUGCCGUGAAGUACCGUACAUGAGUAGGAGCACCGAGGGCUGUCAUCAGCCCUCGUGUGAUGUGUUCUGUGAUAGGACAAGUGCAAGGGACCACACAGUUGCCUUCAAGGACUUCUCUUUGGACAAGGGGAUGUGCUGAGAUCGAGAGCCCGUCUCUGGCAUCUAAUGAUUAAUGUGGGGAAGCAUUUUACCACCAGUGAGAGAGAGACAUUUUUUAUCAUCAUUCCCUAGCUUUGAACUACAGAUCCACCAGAACUCACUCGGUUCGGUGUUGUGACUGUAUGCCCGCGGAUGUAUGCCUCAAUUUGUGGUUUGUAAUUGGUCACUACCAUUGUACCAUUUCUGCAUACUGAUUCAUUCACUACAUGUGUGUGUGGAGAAUGUUCACUUUAUACCUUUCUCACUUUUAGGAGACUUGAAGAUGACUGUGGUGGUAUGGAGAUGCCUUGACGUUGGUACAUUUUCAUUGUUUGUCCAGGCCCUUUUCUUUAGUUUACUGUAUUUGCUGAACAAUAUUCUUUUCUUUUUUUCUCACAAAUUCAUGUUAAUCAAAAAGUGACAUUUUACAGUUUUAAGAUUAGAAAGUAAUUUUUAAAAAAAUUCAGUUAAAAACUGUUAAUCCUUUUCUUUGAAACAUGAAGUCUUAACUGAAAGUUGUCUAGGCUUUAUAUGAAAAUAUCCACACUCACUAUCACCUUAGGUUUCUCAUCCCACUUUUUUCUGGGUGAUAUUUGAUGAAUCACUUACUUAAGGAUGACUGUGGGCUCCCCCUACUCAUCUAGACUGCCCAAAUAUUUUCACUCAUGUCUCCUAAAGUUGCCGUCAGAAGUCCAAAGCGAUUUCUCAUACCACCUCAAGAAUGUCUCUUCGGAAUUUUCAGUCUUUUGGGGGGUUUUUUGGGGAUGGGUUUUUUUUUUUCCUAAAGCAUUUUAUGACCUAUACGGAGGCAUGGGGGAUACACAUAUCUUUAUUUUCAUAAGAAUUCCAAAUUUGAUCACAGAGUUGUGUGUUCUCCCAGUAAAGUUCCUAUAAAUAGUUGGAAAAACUUGACAUUACCUAUCUGUGUACGAGCUCAGGAGCUGGAGGUUUUGUCAUUUCCUUGAAGGUGACAAUUUGGUUUUUUUUGUUUUUUGUUUUUUUAAAGCAGGAACAGACUUCUCUGAUGCAGUGGGGGGGUUUUCUUGUGAAAUCUGGCCCUUCUAGGUGGUAAAUGAUAGUAGGCCCUACACACGUUUGACCAAACCUGAAGUGUGCUCAUGAGAAAGGGGAAAGGUAAUAAUUAUGUCAAAAGAUGUUUUCACUGCAAGGCACUUGUUGCUUGUCAGUGAAGAGAUGAAUGAAUGACUGUGACUUUGAUAUGUUGACCAUAAUAUGAUGACUUCAUGACUUACAAAUUCCACACCCAGGAGAAAAUGGUGAGUCUGUGGAGACAAACAAAACAAAAAGUGCCAUGUUGGUGUUUUGUACUUGUAUAGGAUGUGACAGAAAUAGGAUUUCUUGACGUGUCAUUCGGAAAACUAGAAGUAUGCAGUGCCUUUUUCUAUAGUUCUGUGGAUGCGAGAGGUAUUGUAUAGACCUUCUUUGUCACCAUUGCUGAAAAGCUUCAAGGUUGUUGAAAGUGCCAGGUCCUCAAGGUUGUUGAAAGUGCCAGGUACAUAGAGUAAAAAAUAACCCCCCCCAUGGUAGUGUGCCUGCGCUGUGUUGGGGAUCCUUUGGCAUAACACAUUGGUUGUUUCAAAGGACCUUCGAGGAACAGUGACUUGUAUCACAUCUGACAUUUGAGAGAUGAAAAAGGAAUAAGAUUAAAAAGUAGGAAAGCACUUGUAGAAUUGCAGCAAAGGUUACCUGUCAGUGAGCUGCUUUGCUCCUCUCUAAAACAAAUAUUAGUGCACCCUGCCAAGGGCAAUAACAAAAAAUAUGAUCUAUAUUCUAUAUAUUCUAUAUUUAUAUAGUAGAUUGUUGUGUCUGAGAGGCAUAUAGUGUGAAUAGAAGCUGGAGGAUGAGAAGGAGCUCUCAGACGAACACAAUGUUGUUUUGGUGGCCAUUAUGAUUUAUGUACAUGUACUUGAUAUUUCAUAUUAUGUUUUUUGUUCUUGUUGAUUCAUGGCAACCUAAUUUUCUACGCAUUUGGUUUGUUUCAUGUAAUGAACUACUUUUUGUUCUGUGGUAAAUGACAUCAUGAUUCUGGUCUGGCUUGCACAAUCCCCUGUGUUAUGUGCCCCUGUGUUAUGUGCGCUUGUGUUGUUGAAGGACCAGAACAUCCAUUUCUUUCCUGUUGAUUUUCUUUGCUUAAGGCGGCCCAUACACGAUCAAACUUGCUUGACGCACAUGCUUAAUUAAAUGUAUUUGACAGCUUGACGUUUGCCUAUUCUCGGUCAAACUUGUUUGUCAAACAUUAGUCUGUGCCAAGACUUUGUAUUGGAUGGACCAACAGCGUUAGCUCAGAUUGCUUUAACAUUGCAAACCCCCCAGAAAAAAGAGAAAGUGGCCCAAAAAGUGGUUGUUGCACUCCCUGUAUUUAACGAGUAGGGUGUCGUCAUAUCCAGCUUCUGUGAAAUCUUUGUUGCUGUACUCUUUGCGUUUUACUUUCCACAAUACGGGCACAUUGUGGUAUUCCUUAAUAAACUCUAGCAUAACAUUUUUUUCCCCUUUUUUAAUGGCGCCAUGAUGUUGUAUGAGGUGAGAUAGUUAAUAACAUUUGAAAAUUGAAGAACAAUACGAGAUGUGUCGUCGCCGGCAUCUUAUGAAAAAAUAAUGCUUGACAAACAAGUUUGAUGAACCCCACUCACGAUCCAACUUGUGUGACGGCUUGACGAAAAAUAUCAACAAAAAUCAGAUCCUUCAAGCAUUUGACAUCAAGCAUUUUUGUCCAUCAAACUUACCCAUACACGAUCAAAUGUUUAUCAAAUAGGCUUGAGUCAAGCAUGUGUGUCAAGCAAGUUUGAUCUUGUAUGGCCCGCUUAAGGAGUUAAGUAUGCCAUUGUCAUAUUUCUCUCACAGUUUUCUACUCCACAAAAGAACUGCCUUUUGAUUUGAAGUCUUGAUUGUGGUUUUAUUAAACCUAACAAAGAGUAGAAGGGUCAUGGCUCAUGGUGUUGAGUGUUGUGGAAAUGAUUAUCCUUAAGCAGGUUGCCUAACACCCCUUUAUUGAACAUAUAGUGUGACAGGUUUUAUAACUCAAGUGAACACACAGAAGGCUGUGGAAGAUACAGCAGAUGUUUCAGCCUUUUUAGCGUGUGUCCCCCUGAGCUGACUAGAUCCUCACACGUGAGUUCCCCAAGGACAAAUGCUAGAUUUAUACCAUACCAUCGCGCACAGAAGUGUGUGUGUUCUGUGUGAGUAAGUAAAGAUAGCUCAGUAGGCCUAUACUUGGGGAUCCAUAGGAUUAAGGAUGUUGGAGCUCCCUGUCUCAGAGUUGACAAAAAGAUCAGAGUUUAUUGGUGAGCGAGAAGAAUGCUAAAAGUGAGCCAUAGUCUUGGUCAAGGCUUGCGAAAUGCUUAGUGACAGACGGCCGAAGCCCAUUCUGGCUGACUCGAUUGUCCUGACUUUUGUAGGUUUUGAUACGUACUGUUGUGUUAGUGAUGCAGCAGCUGUGUCUGGUUCUGAGACUUGCUUGAAAGUGUGGUUCUGUGUUUCCAAAACACUUUGCCUUAACUCAUGUGUUCAUCACUACUAGGUGUAUGUUGAUACCAGACAUGUCUUUUGUACUCCAUGCUAUAGUUUUUACAUGACUGUGGAAAAAUGUGAUGGCUGCGAUUGAGAGUGACAAUCAACACGUGUGUUAUAUGGAGUUGACCUUUACACCCACUUACCACUAUACAAAUAUGGUUUUACUUCAUCAACAGUGUUUCUUCUGGAACUAUUUUUAAUCUUGCUUGCAUUUUUUUUGGGUUUCAUUCCUUUUGUAUCUGCUUCAGUGUAGGAAAAGCAUAACCAACGGUAGUGUUGAGAAUCCUGCUAGUUUGCUGUACUGAUAGUUAUCAGCUGUAAGUCAAAUCUGUGUGUGUUUUUGGCCUUACUAUGUUUUUAGAGUGCUUACUGUCUUUGUUUAAAAGUAAAAGAUGUUGAAACACAUUUAUCAAGGCCUAUUUAUAGACAAGUUUUAUUUGUGGCGAAUUCUACCAGUAGUUACCGGCUCAUCAAACCAGAUGGAUUAUAGAACAGCUGUCGGAGCAAAGAGAUUUUUAUUUUAAGAUAAACCACAGAGACGUCCCAAAGCUGUGGAUGCUUAUGACAGGUCAAGUCAUUUGCUGGACUUCCUAAUCCUUUUGUUUGCCCAACUUUGUUACGUUGCAGUUUUGCUCGUCAGCAAAAAGUAUUCAUUUCUUGUAUUCUAUGUACUAGAAUAGAUUUAUGCUGUUAAUUUUGUAAUAAGAUGUUGGGUAGGUAACAAGAUGAAGUGCCCAGCCAAUGACUGUUUUUUGACACAGAGAGGUUGUAUUCCUAAACUGCUCCUUGAUUCUACACUGUCUUAUGUCAGCUGAGUAGACGCUGCUAUAGUAUAACUUGCAAGUUGUGGACACUUUCAUUAAAUUUCCUGUUAAUGUUAAUGUUAUGUAGUCUGAUUCCGACUUGGUUUGCUGUUCUUGCCACAUGAGUUAAGUUGUUAACUAACCCUCUAGGUCAGGGGUUUCAUCAUGAUCUGUGAGGAGACAGGGAAGGGGCUACCGGUACCAUAGUGUCCUGAAAAAUUACUAUUACUAUUAGAAUGGUGCAUACAGAUAAGUCAUGGACUUUGCUGGGAAGUGUUGUAGAAUGCAAGUACAAGAAGCCCAGGAGGUGAACACGCACUACACUGAGAUACGAGGGCACUACACUGAGAUACGAGGGCACUACACUGAAAUACGAGGGCAGCGGGUUUAUUUGCUUACGCUGUCUUUUUUUUUUUUUUUUUUUUAAAUAAACUGUGAUGAAGAACCAAGUGAUAUAUUCAUACAGCCAAAGAUGGGGGAGGGGAUCGGAUGGAUUGUGAAAAUUUUCAGCAAAAUACGUUCUAGUCCAGUCUCAAUAUAAACUAAAUUUUUGCUCUUUAUGUUUUGUGAUGUUUGCAAUUUUUUCACAUGGAAUUUCGCAUUGUUCCUUUCCUAGACCACAAAUGUUUUCUUACAUUUUAUGUUGCAUUCAACAGCUGCAACAGAUUACAUAUGUUUUGUUUUUUUCCAUUUAAGCACUGUUACAUUGGGUGAUUUAUGGUGUAAUCAUGAUGUGUCAUGUUUGCUUUCAGCUGUGUUGAUUUUAAUUUUACACCAGGUAUUUUUAUUUGUGAAAGUGGGAGAGACAGAAAGAAAUAUGUGGAGCAAUUGUAAUAAUAUUUUGAUAAUUUAAAAAAAAGUAUUUGGAUUUAAAUUUGUUGCUCAUCACAGGAAAAAAAAACCCGUUAUGAUUUGGGCAGUUCUGUUGUUAAAAUGUUACCCGACAUUUGUGAAAACUGGCUGCAAUGGCAAAAUGGCAGGGCGUGGAACCUGGGCUCAGACUGUCCAGGUGCUUGUGGUCUUUACCAUUUUUUGUAAAUCUGAACUUUUUAUAUCGCCUGGAUGGGUUCUUGUUUUUCCCCUUUUUCAUCUUGUAACAUUUUCCGUAAAUCUAGAUGGUUUUCUUACUCUUGUGGUAACGAUAUUUUGACACACGAUUUUAAUGCAGAAGACCUGGUUUGAGAAGCAAGUUUGAAGCAGCCUGCCUCUUAAAAAACCUCACUCUGUGUUCAUGAGGGUGUAAGAAUAAGAUAUAAAUUACCAUAAUAUUUUAGAAGCAGAGUCAGUUCAUGUGGAAUGAUCACCUCCUUGUUUCUGACUCAUCACCUAAACAAGUCAAUUUGUCAUCCUUUACCAACAUUGCCUCUACAAGUUUUUUGUUGUGUUUUUACUUUUUCAUGGCUUGCUGUGGUUUGCUUGUGCAGAGAUGGAACUAACUGUUCCGUACGUUUUCCCUUUUUGUUUGUAUUAUGUGUGCUGAAAUAUAUGUCAGCAAUAAUGUGGUAGGGCAUAGACAAUUUGGUCUCAUUAUCUUGGCAGUUCCAGUUAAUAAAAUAGUUAAAAUGGGAUAUGGGGGAUUAUGUCAAGGUCAAAGAAUUUGUUAAGAGGUAUUCAUUCAGGCUGUUUGCUUCGUUAUAAUUAUGGUGUUCUAUACCCUGAUGCAGGGUGAGAAAGGCAGUGAUGGUGAUGAUUCAGGCUAUGGGAACUUUGGUAUGACAUCUAUAAAGUCUGACCCUUGGCAUGCAGAUAUAUGGGUCAUAUUUCAGGUGGGGACAAGUUUUGGUUUUGCUGUGUUUAUUGGAAAAAAAAGGUAAAAAAAGGUAAAAGUAAAAGGAACUCUUGGCAUCUGAGCCCAAAACUUGGUUCACUUUCCAUACCUGUAUAGGUGAUGGAAGGGCCAGAGUUGUAAUCUUUGGAAAGCAAAUUAUUUUGCAAACACUAAGCUUUACUUUAGAGAAAGAUUUUUGUAGUUAGGUGUCAUCAUGUUCUAGGUUUUUUCACUGUGCUAAGCUUUCUGUCCUUAAGUCUUUUUGGCUGCUGCGCCUGAAAAAUGUAGUUGUAUCUGAGAAUGUGGGACGGCUGUCGGAGGUAGUGAAAGUAAAAUAGAAGCGAUAGAAAUGUGGUUUCUUAGGAGAAGAGUGAGAAUUUCGGGGAAGGAAAAGAAAUAAAAAAGGUAGUGCUGAAAUAAGCUGGCAUGGGCUGCUUACUGAUUAAAGCAGAUGGGAAGACAGUUGCUGGGACACUUGAGAAUUGACCUAAAACAUUGAAGAGAUGGAUCUCCCUGGAAUAAUAAAAGGCAAAAGAGGCAAGGGAUAGACCAGGAGCAAGUUACUAAGAGAACCUGAACAGAUGGAUGACAGAGACAGUCAAGUGUACUGUAAUAAUACAGGAUUCUUGUUAGAGCCUCUGAGCAAAGAAAUGAGUUGCCAUUCAUUAUUGCUGAUGUCUGUUUCAGAUCGGUCAUUUCAGCUUGAUUGAUGAUGGUCUGAGAAAUGACAUUUGAGUUUCCUGGCCUAGUGAUCUUAGGUCUGUACUGAGCUUUUGCGUUUUCAUAAAUCUGUUGUGUUGAAUGUUUAUUUUUGGUGUAUUUUCCUCAUCUCCUUUCUUUUGUUUGUUCUCUCUGCCCUGCCACGCCCACCAGUUUGUCUCCUAGUCCGUUCUCCUGUACAGCAAUAUGUAGGCAUAUUCCUCCUUUCCCUGCCAGCUUCAGUCCUCCUUCCUUCCGGUGUAUUGCACCCUGUACAGUCCACCUCCAAAUGCUUUGAUUCUUUCGUGUCGAUGAACACUCUUGAGUACUAUUUUCUUCUGAAGAUCAUAUGUAUGUAUAAAUGCUAUAAAUAUAUUAUAUAUACAUAUAUAUAUAUAUUAUUAUAUUAUUAUAUUGAAAUGCUUCUCGUUUUAUUUGUUUCAAAUCAAAUCAUUUCAAGAUUGAGAAUAUAUUUAUACAUGCAUUUUCAAUUUUGUCACACUGUUACCAAUUGUUACUGUGUGUUUUGGAGAUAAAACUUCAGUUUCUUUGCCUCUCCUCAAGGAGGGGAAAACCUUGAAAAACAAACCCUGACCAUUGAGAGAAUGCAACAACAUGCAUUGAUUUUUCCCUUGUGUGUGCAAUGAGCAUCUUGUGAUGACCUAGUUUCUCUGAGUCCAUCAAUUUGAGUGAAUCUAUCUCUUCAUGAAAUGUGUUCUUUGAUUUAAAUAAGACAAUUGCUAAAGGACUUCUGUCCCCCGUCUUUUUCCCCUGAUGAGCAGUCCUUGCUACAUUUUGUCAGCUUGUUAUCCAAUGUUGAGGAUAAGAAUUUUCUAAGUUGGAACAGAUUUUAUAAGCAGAAGUGUGUAAACUGUCUGCCAUAGAUGGUUAUGAUUUGACCAGUUGUACGAUCAUCUGGUUUAUUAUUUUCCACACGGAAAGAGCACAGGAGGAUUUGGUUUUAUCGGGAGGUGUGUGAUUCUCUACAGCUGAUGUUUUGGACAGUUGACUUAUAGCCGUAAUGUUUUGUUGAACACAGCACCAAGAACUUACUUCUCUUCCCCUUCACAGAUAAUCAGUGUUUCUUUUUCCUCACUGCCUCUUAAUUCAGGCCACGAGACUCAACACCGUUUCUUUCAUUUCUUGUGGCGCUGUAAAAUCCACCUCCGUUAUGUUGACUCUCAACCUGUUGUUCUUCUCUGUUGUUUGCAAACGGUUUUACACGAAUCUACAAACUUACUUCCUAAACUUGUUUGAUUUAUGUUGUACUUGGAGAUCCCAGACAACUUACAGAUGAUGGUUUUUAAAGAUUAUUAUCACUUUUCCGGAAGUUCUGUUCUAUUUUUCCCAUCAAGAGUUCACUGUGAAAAAGUCAGAAGUCGAUUAAUGCAGAACGUCCCUGGAUAUUAACAGCGUUCCUUCCUCCCACAGCUGGGUGUGUCUGGGUUUUUUCUUUCCCAGAAUGGGCAUUGUAAUUGUUCAGGGCUUAAUAAACGUGUGAAGCAUGUUGACAAAAAGAGUUACUUCUCGGAUUCGAGCCCUUUGGAAAUAGAUACAUCACGCUUAUAGGUGAAGUUUUUACAGUGUAUAAGUAUGGAAUAAUAAAAGGCAUGUUAUACUUAAAGAAUAUGGCAUCAAUAAAAAAUGUACAAAUGUGACCCUAGUGUCGACUUUAGGCCAAUAUCUCCAUUUCUGGAUUUUGAGAAGUGACUCGUUUUGUCAGCACGCCUCACAAAUGAUCUACAGCUGUCCUUGCUAAUCUCGCUGUCUCUAUUGGGAGGAAAUUGAUAAAAGCAUGUUUAAGCCAACCAGCAGACAUUACUGAAUCUAUUGGUAGCUGACCAUUCUGAACACUGGUGUUCUUUACCGAGCGAAUGAUAAUUUUUUACAUCAGGGUUAGUUUUAAUGAGAGUUCUGACGAUUUGGUGAAAUUGAUGAAAACGAACUUUUCUUUGAUGUGGUAAGUAUAAAUUAAGCUUGUAGCGGUUUCACAAUGCUAAGAGAGUCUUUCUUUGGUUUUGGAAACAUUACAGUUCUACUGGACCAGUACAUAGUACUUACGACAUCAUUGGGUGCUCAGUAAUACGGAGCAUGUUGAGCUUUCAUGGAGCCUUUUGGGUGCCAGCCUGCUUAGUCAAUUACUUGCUGUGAAUUUAUGUUAUUAAUUGUAGAUUAAUAAUAUAACCAUAUGAAACUGAUGGCAUAACAUGUUACAUAUACUUGCCUUGGAGAAUUGUAAAUGUUAAGGAUGAGGGAGAGAAGAUUGUGAUCUUCUAACUUUUUUGUUUUGAGGUUAUUCCCCCCCCCCCCCCCCCCCCCCCAAAAUUGAUUUGAGAACAAGUUCAGAAAUUAUUUUUUUAUAUUUCUUGAAUUAUUAUUUUUUUGUGAUUUUGAAUUGCAUUUAUUUAUGUAUUUGCAGUUGAAUAACUGGGGCUGGAGGGAAAAAAAUUCUGUCAUCAAAUUGAUUAUCUCCACAUUCUUCAAUAAAUGGAAGUCUGCAUUUUGAUGUUGUAAACACUCA